GCAAAAGCUGAUUCAGCAACAUCUGAAUGCACAUUUCUAAGUGACUGGGUAUGGAAUUAACCCUAUUUCUAAAUCCCCAGUGGUACACGGAGAUAAACUGCAGCCCUUUACGACUUUCCAAUGAAGGAAUAAGUGCAAACAGGGCCCCUCAAACUGGAUGUUAAUUCCUGCAAAUCCUCCCUGCUACCGCCAGUCUUCCAAAGGGAAAGACGGUUUUUCUCUGCCUGACUAUAUGGUCCUGCACAUCAGAAAGGGGCAGUUCACCACUUAGACUGGAGCAAAGCCAAUUGGUAUAGGCAGAGCACCGACGGUCCUUGUGGUGAUAUUGUGUUCCCCAACAUAUUGUGCACCCUAAUAAACUUAUCUGGGGUCAGAGAACAGAACAGCCACUAGAUAUAGAGGCCAGAAAAUGGUGGCACUCACACCUUUAAUCCUAUCACUUGGGAGGCAGAGAUCCAUCAAUCCCUCAGGAUCUCUGUGAGUUUAAAGCCACACUGGAAACAGCCAGGCAUGGUGACUCAUGCCUUUAAUCCCAGGAAGUGAGCCUUUAAUCCCAGGAAGUGAUGACAGAAAGCAGAAAGGUAUAUAAGGCAUGAGAACCAGGAACUAGAGCUGGUUAAACUUUUAGGCUUUUGAGCAGCACCGUUCAGCGGAGAAGCAUCCAGUCUGAGAAUACAGGAUCAGCUGAGGAAUUGGCAAGGUGAGGUAGCUGUGGCUUGUUCUGCUUCUCUGAUCUUCCAGUGUUCACCCCAACACCUGGCUCUGGGUUUGUUUUUAUUAAUAAGAACUUUUAAGAUUCAUGCUACAGGUCCUUAAUGUGGCAUUUGGGCCCACUGUUCCUGUGGAAGGUCUUAAUUGACUGGGAAGGUUGUGCUGAGCCAGCCCCACCCUAGAGUCAGUGGAGAGGGACAAGGAAACUGCAGGUCAUAGUUGGAGUCUUAGAAACUAACUAGCAUGCGCCGGCCCUGGAGCAGCUGCAGGGAAGGGAAUGUGUACACAGAGAAGUCAGGAAAGGGACAGAAUUGGGCCUUUUCAAGAUGGCUGCCCCAUUCCUUGAGCAUCUAAACAUUUUACAAGCAGCCAGUUGGCAGACCAUGACUGGUGCAUUUUAUCUAACCUAUGGAAUGUUUGUUUUUAACUUCUGAAUCAGCUGCUAACACUUAAAAAUGAAGAGAUUUCACAUACAGGUCUAGAUUUCUGGCUUCUUCAAGCAGUUAAGCACCUGGCCAUGCUAGGCCCUCCCACCACAGGGAGAUGAACCUCUGUGUGGAACAUCUGCUCUCCAGGAGGCCACUGCACUCAUUGUUUAGCACUGCAGACUCCCUGCUUGUUUUUCUUGAUCUAAAAUGUUGUAUACUGCAACUCUGGGAGGGAGGAAGGGAGAUCGAAUAGAUCCCUAAGACCCUGGCCCCUCCAGAUUCAGGUGCCUCUUGAGGUGGCAUGGUGGCCCUAGGCUCCUAAGAUCUGUAAUGGAAUCAGGACAAGAUAUUGUUUGUUUUUCUAAACACCAACUGGAGAACUGCCUGUCACUGGCGAUCAGGAUGGCCAUGACGCCACCUCAGGCUGAGGCUGACUAUGUACGGACCCUCUCAACGACUCUGCAAAUCUUGAAACAGUCCUCUCCCUCAUUUCUAGGAGGGAGACCUUGAAGUUUACUGUCACAGCCAGUGGCAGAACAAGUCGACAGACUCCUGAACAAUUCUCUUUACCAAGCAAACACUUCUCUAUCCGGGUAUUUGCUGAUGGCUAUGGCCAGGCCCCUCAGACGGUCUGUAGCACAACACACAUGCCACUGUGGAUUCAAUAUUAGCCUUUCUGUGUUUUAUGAUUUAUUGUGGACCUAUAUAUCACUUGUGCGGAGGUCAGAGGACUUGUGGUAAUUGCUUCUUCCAACAUGUGAGUCCCAGAGAUUGAACUCAAGUUUGACCCAAAGUGUCUUUACUUUCUGGGCCAUCUCAACAGCCUUUAAGAGCGCACUCUUAGACUUUAGUCCCAGCAGUGGGGAAGCAGAAGCAGGAGGAGCUCUGUGAGUUCCAGGCCAUCCUGGUCUAGAAAGAGAGUUCAAAGACAGCCGGGACUGUUAACAGAGAAAUCCUGUCUCAGCACACUCUUUGGAGCCGGGGAUAGCACACAGUGCUUACCAUGUAUGUGCUAAACCUAGGGUUCAUGCCCCAUUGUUGAAUAAACUGGGUGUGGUGGACCUCACCUGUCUCUUCUGAGUUAAAGGAAGAAGUUCAAGGUUAUCCCCUUGGCUACAUAGGAAGUUCAAGCACCCAUCCUGGGCUAGAGAGACCCUGUCUCAAAAUAAAUAACAAAACAAAACAAACUCACUGAGAAGCCUUUUAACCCAUGCAGCGAUGUCCCCUGAAGCAGGGUGACACAUAGUGAUUUUAUCUGUCAGGAUGGGGCAGGUAAGCCAGGUGCUGUGGUUAAGUGACUGAGGGACUGUGGACAAGUCUGAGAGGACAGCUUCCAAACUGCAGCUCACAUGCCUAUGAAAUGGUGUCAGCUGGCCAAGUUAUCUCUGAUGAUGCUUGAAGGACACAUCAUUUUGUUGUUGUUGUUGUUUGGUGUUUUGAGACAGGGUUUCUCUGCGUAGCCCUGCCUGUCCUGGAACUCACUCUGUAGACCAGGCUGGCCUCGAACUCAGAGAUCUGCCUGCCUCUGUGCUGGGAUUAAAGGUGUGCACCACCAUUGCCCGACCCCAUAAAUUCAUUUUUAAAACUAGUCUUUGAUUAUCAUUUCUCUUCAAGCUUUCCCGAGAUGUAAAAGCUCCAGGUCUCCAGCUGGUUCUAACUUCUGCUAAUAGCAUCCUCUUCUCCCGAACCCCUCUCCACCUCACCUCACCCAAGUCUAGCACCAGCGUUCAGAGGCCUGGAAACUUAUUAGCGAGGAUGUCAGAUGGAAACUUAAGAGGUCGGGAUGUCGGAAAUAAAGGUGUGAAGGUGGGGAGGAAGAAUUGUUUGGGCUUUAAGAUCGGAAUCUCCUAGGUUCCUGCUAGACCAAUCUGCAGCUUUUAAACAAUGUCAUCAGCGCCCCGCUGCGGAAUUCAAAGCUCAGCUUGUCACGACUGUUAACAUCUUCUUUGACCAGGCUCUUUAUUUGACAAUUUUUCUCUUCUGUUCCUCUCUUCUUGCCACCGGGAAGGUUCCAGAAGAACAUUGGUUUAGAAGUCGGGAGAAGAUACAUUCUGUGCUAGCUGGCUUGCAGGAUGCCGGUACAGCUGACUACAGCCCUGCGUGUGGUGGGCACCAGUCUGUUUGCCCUGGUGGUGCUUGGGGGCAUCCUGGCAGCCUAUGUGACAGGCUACCAGUUUAUCCACACAGAAAAGCACUACCUGUCCUUCGGCCUCUACGGUGCCAUCCUGGGUCUACAUUUGCUCAUCCAGAGCCUGUUUGCCUUCCUAGAGCACCGACGCAUGCGCAGGGCAGGGCGCCCCCUGAAGCAACGUUCGGUGGCACUCUGCAUUGCUGCCUACCAAGAGGACCCUGAGUACUUGCGCAAGUGCCUGCGUUCAGCUCAGCGCAUCUCCUUUCCAAACCUCAAGGUGGUCAUGGUAGUGGAUGGCAAUCGCCAGGAAGAUGCCUACAUGCUGGACAUCUUCCACGAGGUGCUGGGCGGCACUGAGCAAGCUGGCUUCUUUGUGUGGCGUAGCAAUUUCCAUGAAGCAGGUGAAGGAGAGACGGAGGCCAGCCUGCAGGAAGGCAUGGAGCGCGUGCGAGCCGUGGUGUGGGCCAGCACUUUCUCAUGUAUCAUGCAGAAAUGGGGAGGCAAGCGUGAGGUCAUGUACACAGCCUUCAAGGCCCUUGGCAACUCAGUGGACUACAUCCAGGUGUGUGACUCUGACACUGUGCUGGAUCCAGCCUGCACCGUUGAGAUGCUUCGUGUCUUGGAAGAAGAUCCUCAAGUAGGGGGCGUUGGAGGAGAUGUCCAAAUCCUCAACAAGUAUGACUCAUGGAUCUCCUUCCUGAGCAGCGUGAGGUACUGGAUGGCCUUCAACGUGGAGCGGGCCUGCCAGUCCUACUUUGGCUGUGUACAAUGUAUCAGUGGGCCUUUGGGCAUGUACCGAAAUAGCCUCCUUCAGCAGUUCCUGGAGGACUGGUACCAUCAGAAGUUCCUAGGCAGCAAGUGCAGUUUUGGGGAUGAUCGACACCUGACCAAUCGAGUCCUGAGUCUUGGUUACCAGACUAAGUACACAGCACGCUCUAAGUGCCUCACAGAGACCCCCACUAAGUACCUGCGAUGGCUCAACCAGCAGACCCGCUGGAGCAAGUCAUACUUCCGGGAAUGGCUCUAUAAUUCUCUGUGGUUCCAUAAGCACCACCUCUGGAUGACCUAUGAAUCGGUGGUCACAGGCUUCUUCCCAUUCUUCCUCAUUGCCACAGUCAUACAACUUUUCUACCGUGGUCGCAUCUGGAACAUUCUCCUCUUCCUGCUGACGGUGCAGCUGGUGGGCAUUAUCAAGGCUACCUAUGCCUGCUUCCUUCGAGGCAAUGCAGAGAUGAUCUUCAUGUCUCUUUACUCCCUUCUCUAUAUGUCCAGCCUCCUGCCAGCCAAGAUCUUUGCCAUUGCUACCAUCAACAAGUCUGGCUGGGGCACUUCUGGCAGAAAAACCAUUGUAGUGAACUUCAUUGGCCUAAUCCCUGUGUCCAUCUGGGUAGCAGUUCUUCUAGGGGGCCUAGCCUACACAGCUUAUUGUCAGGACUUGUUCAGUGAGACUGAACUAGCCUUCCUAGUCUCUGGGGCCAUCCUGUAUGGCUGCUACUGGGUGGCCCUCCUCAUGCUCUAUCUGGCCAUUAUUGCCCGGAGGUGUGGGAAAAAGCCAGAGCAGUACAGCCUAGCUUUUGCUGAGGUGUGAUAUAACCCCGAGUAAAGUGGGAAAAGUGCAAUGGGUAAGGGAGGGGAGGGGAAUGGAAAAGACAGGGUGGGAGGGAGAAGGGAGUGUUGUGUUCUAGUUUCAUGGCUGAAAGGACAAAUCUGAAAUGCAAAGAAUGGUGACUGGUGUGGCCUGGGUAGCUCUGCUCUGGAAGUGCAGCACUGAUUCUUCAGGCACGGGGCAGAUGGACUUGUUUUCAGGCUACCUGUCUGCUUGCCCUUGCACAGGCAGUGAUCUCUGAGAAAAGAUUUUACUUCCUUCUGGGAACUACAGAGAACCCAGAAAUGUGCUAAACCAAGUGGUAAUUCCAUCCUGUGACAACUGGUACAGAAGCAAUGACAGCCUUCAGGAAAGUGUCUUCCUAGUCCACUUGAACAUGAUGAGAUGUAAGCGACGUGCCCAUCAAGUCUGGCCAGCUAGUACCCCUUUCCCCAACCUCUAAUUAGCCAUCAAUGCAUUAAGUUUGUGCCUGAGAUAACAAGGCUGGGAAACCUGAUCUUUGGUCAGAAAACAGGGUCUAAGAAAUGGUGCUUUAUGUAAUAGACUCCACACCACACCAAAACAUCCCAGAGAUGGGCCAAGCCACCAGGAGUAAGUACUAAGUUUAGUGGUUGGUUUUUUGUGCAUACUAUAAAGGAAAGUUUGGUCAGGUGUCAUGGGUGUAAUCCCAGCACUUGGAAGGUAGAUAGAUAUAAGAGAUCAGAGGUUCAAGGCCAGGCUGGACUACAUGAGAUCCUGUCUCUUACAAAAAUAGUUUGACAGGAGGGACAAAGAGAUUGUCGUGGUGCUAAAAAACCAUGGAGGCCUUGGACUGAAUGUGUUCCAACUGGAAACUGCUCAGACUUUUACAAGGAUUCCAAAACUGUCAAGAGACCUUGCUGGGCAGAUCAAAUCUACCAGGAAGUUCAAAUGUGUUCAGGGAAGUCUUAGUUUUUUGGCUCAUUCAUACCUGAUUCCUCUCAAAUUCAGCUCUGAUCCGAGGCUAGACUUCCUACUCGAUAUUUCAUUUUCUUCAAUGGCACAUAGUUGUUCUUAGUUGUUGUUUUCUAUGGGGGGGGGCAGCAGUCCCCUCUCCAUUUUCAUGAGUAAGUUUCUUCACGUGGCAGAGCACGAACUCUUACAAGACCUACAAGACUUACAAGGCUGCUCCCGACAUGCAUGGAAAGAACAUCACUUCUGACCACACUGCUCCUCAUCUUACAACUGUCAGUACCUGGCAGCUGGUUAGCAUGUGUGACUUCAGAUACCUGUUCUCGACAAUCAUCCCCAGUGGAAAGCCCAAACGAACCCUCAAAUCCAAGUUGGUCAUCUUUGAGACCAUCCAUUCUCCUCAGUGGCUUCUCCAAGGAAUCCUAUGGCCAGGUAAUGGAUACUCCUCCAUUUGCUGCUUCAGUCCAGAAAAACCAACAGGAGCUGGAACUGGUCCAGCAGUCUCCAGUCACUUCAGCACUCCCCUCACCCCCUCACAGCUGCUUGAUUUCCCCUCUUCUUUUGGGGAGUGAUGAGGAGCUUUUUAUAUCGUUUUGAAAUCCAGACCAGACUUAGCUUUUGGAUCUAAAACCUGGGAUCAUGACUAAGCCUUUGACUUUAGGGGUUGCUUCUACAUUUUCCAAACAUUUGUUCUCACAGGGGCCAGCUAACCCCUCAGAACCAACCCUAAGGUGGAGAACAGUGUACACAGGUGCUUCCUACACAGGAAUGAUGUGCACUCUGAACCACAGAUGGGCAAACCCUGGGAUUUCCCUUCCUCUCAUGAACACAAGGGUUUUCCAUGUGUAGCUUACAGUUGCCACAGCACACAGACCUCAAGUUUCCAAUAAAAUUGCUGGCUGAUGUCAAGCCCAACUAAUGGUGGCCGGGAAGCAGCAGCAGCCGUUUGUUUAAAGGCGGUUGUUCUGGGCCCUUCUGCUAAGAAGUGAACUAUUUUGAACACUGCAAUGGAGGCAAUCCAGUCAGCCAAGCACAGGGCUGACUGCACUAAGGGUGUUUCUCCUCAGCUUCUUCUACUUGAAGGUUAGUACAGGACAAUGGACUCUGGAUGAAAACUGGUUGUCCGACCGUCAGCUCCUCUGUCUUGUACUGUGCUCGCCUCUCCUCAGAUUAAAGAUGCAGAGACAGCAGUGAGCUUACAACAUUUGACCUCGACUGGACUUUCUAAUUUAUUUUGUAGGUUUUUCAGCAGCAAAACUAAACUGACUCUACAGCUGGAUCCCUGUUCUACGAGGGAGGAGCCUUUAUACAAUGAGACUCAUUUUGGUUUUUCCUCAUUGACAAUUUCAGCCUCUUUUGUAUUAUUUCUACAAUUUGUAAACAUAUUUAUUUUUACCUGCUUUUUUUAAAUAAGGAGGGAACUUUAUUUAACAUUAAGGGUGGGAGGGAACCAGAAGGGAGGUGGCUUUACUUGGUGACAAUGUUCAUAUCAUGUUCUUGGCACAGCCACUGAGCACAAUGCAUGGGCCUUUUGCCUCUGAGGCAGUCACAGUGCAGAAGUGUGCAGCCGGAGCUCUAGCUUCAUUUUGUCAAAGUCCUUCAGAUUGAAGCAGCGGUAUGGCUUCUGGAAAACCUCCUUGGAUUUUUGUUUCUAGCCUACAUAUCCAUGUACGCAACCUUAACAUGGGACUUAUAGCCAUCCCUCUCCUUGAAGUCUUAGAUGAAGCCAUGGCAGUCCUUUUGCUUUCUAUACUUAAUGAUCUUGUUCUCAAUGCUGUGCAUGGCUAGGGGUGGCAACAUGCCGGGGCCAUCCUCCGUACUGCGGGAUCCAGCAAAGGGACUAUGACUGCCCUCUUUUCCCAAGAAGCUCCUUGUCCAGGAAUGGCCGAGGAGGUUGAGAACUCUUGCUGCUGCUUAUGCAGGCUGCUCAUGCUCCAGCUCAAGUUUUCCCUGACUAUUUAGAAAGCAUUCUCACUAAGGAUAUGAUCCUUAUUUAACUCAAAUCCAGGAGCUGCUCCUGUUCCUCCAGGUGGCCAGAUAUACCAUAGGUGGGAAUUCUUCAUAGAGUGCAGCAGAGCUCUACCAGGACCCCCUUCUCAGGAUGAUCUUUCUCCUGCUUCACAAGCUCUACCAUCUUUCUUGAUUCUGUCUUAUAGCCGCUGCAGUCAUUGCAGGGGCCACAACCAAUGUCCCUCACCCCUCCCACCCCAGCUGCUUUAACUCGGCCUUCUCCUUCUGCACCUCCGGGACACUGAUAGCAGAGCUCCACCUGUCAUUCUUCUUGCUGAUGUCUAUGUUCUCUACUCCAGCAUCAUGUGAGGAUGUAGACUGAAGAUACGGGCUUCCUCUUUCUCCAGGACCACCUCUCCACUCUGGGUAGUUGGUGCUGACCUUUGCCCAGCAGUAUGGAACUUAAGUCCCCCUUGUGAGUCUACUGUUCAAGAGGCUAAACAGACCUUCCCUUUCUGCUUAGUCAUCUCAAAGGUCACCAUCUCGAGUGUGGAAUACUUCAGAUGAGCUGAGGCCCUGCUGAACUUGUAGUUGCAGGCCGACCCAGUUCUCUGCAGUUCUCAUUCAUGAGACCAUUGGAGUACCACUCUAGCUCACAUGGAAGGUGUCUAGCCAGUUCUCCAAUCCCCAUCUUAUUUGGCUACCAAAGAGCAAAGAUUUUGUGUGUCAAAACCACCUGCAUGGUGAGGCUCGGUGCAAAGCAGGUGCUAGGACCCCUUCCACAGUUCCACAUUCUUCUCAGCCGACUUUUUAUCCCCAGGUCCACAUCACCAGCAGCACAUCUCCUCUGGCAGCACCCCCUUUGUCCUUAAAGGUAAACAUCAGUCUCUCCUUGGAAUUAAUGCAUGCUCUUCAGUGAGGUCCUGCGGGUCUCAAGCACUGUACAUCCUCUACCCAAACUCCUCCACCAGCAAUGAUGCCAAUCUCUUUUUUUUGGUUUUUCAAGACAGGGUUUCUCUGUGUAGCUUUGGAGUCUGUCCUGGAUCUCCCUCUGUAAUCCAGGCUGGCCUUGAACUCACAGGAACCUGCCUGCCUCUGCCUCCGAGUGCUGGGAUUAAAGGCGUGCGCCACCACCGCCCGGCCUGACACCCAUCUCUUGAUCUAGCUCCUCCACCAGCUGUCCUCUGGCGAGCCUUCUGGGGCUCCUCACCAUCCAAGCUGUGGUGUUCCCACGCAGGGCUCACCCUCCCCCAACUUCUGGCUCAGGAAGGCCUUUCUUGUAGCUCUUCUCUAAAGGCCAUGGGAUUGAAACACUGGCUGCUUUAAGCUCCUCUUUUUUUUUUUUUUUUUUUUUUUUUUUCUUUUUUUGGUUUUUUUGAGACAGGUUUCUCUGUGUAGUUUUGGUGCCUGACCUGGAUCUCACUCUGGAUCCAACACUGCCCGGCAAGCUCCUCUUUCUUAACACUGAUCUUCAAGAGUUUCAACCCCAACUUGGCUGGACCUGGCUGUUCCAAUGCCAAGUAAUAGCAUCUCCUGAGCUGGAUGGGCCUCAGUAGUCUUCACACUUUCUAGCUUCUCCACUGCUCAGAGUACUGUGCAGCACCAUUAGGGACCUGAGUUUCCACACACCCACACACCUCCACCUCUUGCUCACCACAGGUGCCAUUCUGGUGCUGUUUCUUGUACUCCUAAUGUUGCUAUGGCAGCUUGAUGGUGCCUUGGCCAGCCACCACUGGUCCUAGCCACCUUUCUCUCAGAGGAGCUUGAUGACCCCAUAGUUAGUGUUAAGUUGGCCUUAUUGGGCCCACCAAGCCCUGAUGACACAAAAUGCCAACAAUUCCAGGUGACAAGGCAGCUGCCAACCUGGUGCUGGCAACCAUGAGCGGCUGCUUCUGGCAUUGUCCUUUUCAUCGUUCUUGGAGAUUAGCUUUUUUGUUGUUUUCAGGUCAACAAUUUUUUUACUGCACUUAACAAAAUAAAAACCCUUACAUAAUG
Peromyscus californicus insignis is the source of this 9751-nucleotide messenger RNA. It is a transcript of the gene Has3, whose product is annotated as hyaluronan synthase 3. The coding region runs from base 3212 to 4858 and encodes 548 amino acids. Gene Ontology annotation, molecular function: hyaluronan synthase activity. NCBI's taxonomy places the organism in Eukaryota, Metazoa, Chordata, Mammalia, Rodentia, Cricetidae. Gene Ontology annotation, biological process: extracellular matrix assembly; hyaluronan biosynthetic process. The transcript is spliced from 4 exons. The record is from RefSeq and is a predicted model, not a curated record.